Molecule: messenger RNA, 856 nt
Organism: Cryphonectria parasitica EP155
Lineage: Eukaryota; Fungi; Ascomycota; Sordariomycetes; Diaporthales; Cryphonectriaceae
Product: ribosomal protein S9
Exons: 5
Coding region: 67-498 (143 amino acids)
Biological process (GO): translation; maturation of SSU-rRNA from tricistronic rRNA transcript (SSU-rRNA, 5.8S rRNA, LSU-rRNA)
Cellular component (GO): ribosome; cytosolic small ribosomal subunit
Molecular function (GO): structural constituent of ribosome; RNA binding
Source: RefSeq, a predicted model, not a curated record
UUGACGACCGCACCCCCCCAUCACCCAUCGACCAUCCGACAAAUCCCACAGCCAUCAAUCGCAAACAUGGCCGCCCCUCAGAUGGUUCAGUGCUUCGGCAAGAAGAGAAACGCGACUGCUGUCGCUCAGUGCAAGGCUGGCAAGGGCCUCAUCCGUGUCAACGGCCGCCCUCUGCAGCUCGUUGAGCCCGCCAUCCUCCGCACCAAGGUCUACGAGCCUCUGCUGGUUGUCGGUCUUGACAAGUUCGCCCAACUCGACAUCCGUGUCCGCGUGUCCGGUGGUGGUCACACCUCUCAGAUCUACGCUGUGCGACAAGCCAUCUCCAAGGCUCUGAUCGCCUACAACCAGAAGUUCGUCGAUGAGCACACCAAGAACACCCUGAAGACCGCGCUCACUGGUUUCGACCGUACCCUCCUCGUCGCCGACAACCGCCGCUGCGAGCCCAAGAAGUUCGGUGGUCCAGGUGCCCGUGCCAGAUUCCAGAAGUCCUACCGUUAAAGCGCCAGCUUCGUUAUUCUUUGGGGAUGGCGUACCGGCCCGCUGCUGCCACUGCUUCUUUGGCGGUGAUGGCGGUGGUGCUACCGGCGUGGGGAAGAUGAGGAAGGGAAGGAAGGAAGGCGACGGCGAAACAGCAAAACCUCAAAGGGGGGCGUUGGUGGGACUGCCGUUGUGCUUUUUGUUAUACUGGCUCUUCUUUGCGUGUGUACGGAUUGGGAGUCAAAAUGCGAGGAACACCUAACACGGAAGAGGAUAAAAGAAAAUGAUGGGGAACCUAGUCUUUUUCUAGACCUGCAUUUGCAUGGCAAGGCCUCGCCGGGCCGAACAAUCAAGGAAUUUACGGCAAAUGAACACGAUC